UGACGCUGUUUAACGAGGUAAUGUUUUUCUCGCAGCAGUGUGAGGAUAACAAGCCAGCGGAUCUGAGUUGCGGUUACAAGCCCUGUCAGCCGACGGCUAAUGAGCUGAAAAACAUUUGCAAAGCAGGCAGUCAGUGAGAAGAAUCGUGGCUGAGCGGAGGCGAGGGAAGGAAGCUUUUCUGUCGCCGCGGUUUUUGUUUAUCUUCAUGGAGCCGUCGGGUUGGAGUUUGUCUGAAAUCUCUCAGCUGUCCGUGGAUUAACACAAGACUCGACUCCGGAGCGCUGUCAGAUCAUUUUAAGUGAUAAAUUUGUGGAUUUUACGCUCCCUGCAUCACUUUGUGAAUAUUGAGGCUUGCUUGUUGCCCCCUUUUUUUUUCUUUUGGAGGAGGAGGAAGAGGGGACAACAUAAAGUCGAAAUUCAUUGAAGUCCGGACAAGACCCAGCGGACACUUGUUGAAAUACAAUUUACCGAGCAAACCUUUGCCCAACUGCUCGGGAGCUUUGCUAACGUUCCUAGCGAGACUGAGCUAACGAGGCUAACAACUUUCUCUUAGCACCGGCGCUCAGUAUUUUGGGCUCGGGGUUGCUUUAAAACGUGUGUGUGUUAAGUUGUUGUUCGAGUGUCCACAGGUUGGCAAAGUGCGUUUGUCAGAAUCGUCGGGAUGGCACUGACAGCAGCUUAGCUAACUCGGCUAGCUGCAGCUGUUGCUCGGCUCUCCGUUCACCUCGUUAGCAAUGACAGCUAACGUUAUGUUAACGUUAGAUUCAAACAAGUGGUUCGCUGGAAAUGUGUCAAUAUGAAGUUAUAUUUUGGCAUUAACUCCUUGUAAUCAACACAGCAUACUUUUUGAAAGUCAUCUGAGUUGACUUACAGACAGAUAAAGUACACACACACGCUGUGAUUAAUCUGCUCUCCAGGCACAAGAAGUCAACUUUUAUUCACGGGCAGCUUUAAAACGUUAGCUUAGCUCACGUUAGCUGCUAGCUAAGCACGGAGUUGUACUUCUCUUGAACUGACUUCGGCUAACCCAAUAAUGUGUGCUGUGGUUUUUGAAACGCUGACGGGUUCACGGCAACGCUCACUGGGAGACUUUGAAAAGUAGAGCCCCCCUCCUCCUCCUCCUCCUCCAGCACCGUCUUCUACUUUUUCCAAGUCGCUGAAGUUGUGAAUACUGCGGCCCGCACGAUGUCCGGCUCCCCGGGCACAGGUGGCUCAAACCCCAGGAAGUUCAGCGAGAAGAUCGCGCUGCACAACCAGAAGCAAGCAGAGGAGACGCGGGCCUUCGAACAGCUGAUGACAGACCUGACUGUCUCAAGGGUGCAGUUUCAGAAGAUCCAGCAGCUUCGUUUGUCUCAGACACGGGCGCCGUACUACGGAGGCUCUCUGCCUAACGUCAAUCAGAUCGGCAACACCAGCACUGAAUUUCAGGGCGGCUUUCCAUCAGGUUUGGACUCUGUCAGAGGAACCCGCCACCACGGGCUGGUCGAGAGGGUCCACAGGGAUCGAAACCGCAUCAACUCCCCCCAUCGCCGACCCAUCGACAAGCACGGACGGCAGAUAGAGAGCUCUCCGUAUGGAGCUGUGUACCUGUCCCCACCUCUGGACAACAACUGGAGAAGGGAACAGCAGCCAUGGACAGAGGAAAAACGGCCUGGGUUUAGAUUAAUAUCACAACUCAACAGAACCAACUCAGACUCAGCUCUGCAUACGAGCGCUAUGAACCCGAACCCUCAGGACCCCUUUGGCAUGAACAUGCAGAUGGGUCGAGGUCCCCCCCAGCGUAACGCUAGUGUAAAUGAGGCAGAGGUGGACGGCUCCGGAAACAUCUUCUCCUUCCCCCCCCUGCCCACUGAUGAGAGUCUAAUAGGUGUCGGGAAGCCUCUUCCCAAGCAGCUGUGGGAGGCAAAGAAGGUCCAGUCUCUGGCAUCAAGGCCCAAAUCAUGUGAAGUGCCUGGAAUCAAUAUAUUUCCGUCUCCGGAGCAGAACCCUGGUCUGUCCCACUACCAGGGCUUGUUAAAUACCGGCGGCUCCCUGCCAGACCUCAGCAACCUGCACUUCCCCUCACCGCUCUCAACCCCGCUGGACCCUGAGGACAAUGGAGGUUACCCCAACCUCAGCGGGGGCAGCAGCACCGGAAACCUGCCGGCAGCCAUGAUGCACCUCGGCAUUGGCAACUCGCAGGGUCUCUCCUCCUCUCUGAGCAACCCCUCAAUCCAGGCGUCCCUCAACAACUGCCAGCUGCAGUCGUCGCUCAGCAAUCCCUCCAUCAACUCGUCCCUGCGCAUGUCCAACAACUCCCCCCGGCGGCGGCCCGCUCCCAUCAGCCCCCUCACCCUGUCUCCUGGCACCGAGCAGCGCCGGGGUCUGGCCAAACAGCUGUCUCCGACCAUGUCUCCCUCACUGUCCCCCAUCACACAGGAUCUUGGGGCUUCCGGAGACUUGAACUACGCCAGACAAACUGGAUGGAGCCAUUUAAUGGGAGUUGCUUUGGAUACCAGCAACAUGCCAAGAGAGCCGCCCCCACCCUAUCCGCUCUACCAGCAGUCCCAGCAUGCAGUGGACCCGAGCCGACAGCGCCAACAGCAGCAGCAGCCGCAACAACAGCAACAGCAGCAGCAGCAGCAGCAGCAGCAACAGCCUGUUUCCCCCCUUCAGAACAUCCAGAUGGACUUCAACGCGAGCCAAAACAACAACAUGGCGGCACUCUUCAACGACCCCUUCAUGGAGCCACAGUUCUCCAAUCGCCAGAGCAAGACACUUCCUUAUCAGUUGGACCAGUUUAAUCUGUUGGAAAACGCGAUGAGCUCCACGGCGGGGGGUUCUUGCUUCGACCCUUCCUCCUCCUCCUCGUCCUCCUCCUUGCUCUACUACUCCCAGGCUUCCCUCGCAGGCCUGGGUGGCAGCCAUGGCAAUCUGCAGGACCAGAUGAGGUCCAACAUGCUGUACUCCAACUGCAGCGGAGGACUGCCCAACAUCAUACUCACAGAUGACUCCAACCCCAGUCUGUCAAAGGACAUCAGCAGCGCACUGUGUACGGUGCCCGAAUGUUUUGACUCGGAGGGAGGCUUCCCAUUGGAGGACGAGCUGCGCAUCGAGCCCCUCAGCCUGGACGGCCUGAGCAUGCUCAGUGAUCCCGACAUGGUGCUGCCGGACCCAUCUGUGGAGGAUACGUUCCGCAGCGACAGACUCUGAACAUGAAGAGCGUCACGGGUUCAACACACAUGGAGCUGCAGUGUAUAGAGUGUACAAAUCUGAAUAUGCAUGCAAACGAUCUCUAUAUGGCCACUGUGCAUGCAUCCACUGCCACUAAGAUUCAUUCAAUGUGAAAGACGAGAACAUGUGCACGGUCGUGCACAAACACUUUUAAAGGAGGAGACUCGUGAACAAACACAGUUUACACCUGCUUCAUGCAAAGUUACUCUGACACACGCACAAGCUCGUGUUUCUCAGACUUUAUUAUUUUAUUCAAUGUGAGUCGAUGCAGUUUGAAAUCAGCGUCUGCACCUCGGACGGACACGUGAGGCGAUCCAGCGAGGAGCCGAAGUCCUCCCGCUCACAGCCUCCCCGAAGCCAUGGCAACCUCGUCGCCAUGGUUACACACCAUAGCAACCCCAUCGCCAUGCUGAGGAGCAGCAGAAAUGCCAAAACACGAUUUACUUUUCUCCAGUAAAUGAGGGAACGUUACUGAUCACAGCUGGAGCAGUCAGACGUGUCGGCGGUGAAACAUCUGGCAGGUGGAGAGAGACGCCGCGGCCACUUCAGGCUCUUGAACUGUCGUGGUAGAAAUGAAGAGUUUUUGUUUUAAAUGUAUUUCUCUACACAUGCUAUCAGAUUAUUUUUGAGAUGUUUGCCACAGAUCUAUAAGAAUAUAAAUAUAGAUAUAUACACAGUUCAAUUUGUCUGAUUAGAAUGUAUUUUCCAACUAGACACAAAAAGGGCAAACUGUUUACAAAGAUGAGAUUUUAAUAAGUAAAUAUUACUUAAGAGUAUAGAUUUUUGAAUUUCUAACUAAGAAAUAAAUUCUCGGAUGAACUGAAUAAAUGCUUUAUUUUCCUCGGAUUCUCCCCCGGCUCCUCGCUCGCAGACGAGUCGCCGGUGGUUUCCUCUGGCGGCACUGGGACGGGGUCAAAAAAUCAUUAAAAAAAAAAGAAGAAGAAAAGGAACUUUACAUUUUUUUGAAAAUACUUCUAUGUACAUUCAUUGCAUAUGUUUUAUUUCACUUUUUGUACUGACUUGUAAUGGCGCUUGUACUGUACUUAAACUCUCGUUGUGAAUAAGGGCAUGCGCUGUGCUACUGUGGAUCGAUUAAGUCCUCAAUAUGUUCUCUUUGCAUCCGGCUUUCUGUCCUCGUGUUCCAGCUGUGCAGUGACAAACCUCCCCCUCCUGAACGAGACUCAUUCAGAGAGCAGAUUGUAAUCAUGUGGACAUCGGACAUCAUGUAACAUUGCACUUAAUCUCUUUUGCACUAAUUGGUUCACAGUGUGUAGACUUGUUUUUGUUUUUGUUUUUUUUAAAACUGAUAACCCAAAGAAGUUAAACGAAGCCAAUACAAAGAAAAAGGGGCAUUCCGUGACUCACAAAGUCGUUCCGGUUCAUGUCCUGGGUCGCCUUUAGAAUAAAUUCAUGGGACUUUUUCAUAAACCAAGAUCUUGUACCUUUUUUGGUAUAUCGAGUCUCUCAGUCUCACCAAAAGUUUUUACAGGUUUAGGUUUAAAAUUGUACUUGACAAGCUGUAACUUGCAAAAUCCCAGAAAGAACCACAGUACAGAUAUCUGCCACAAUCAAACCACUGAAUAUAAUUUUACAGCUUGUGACAGGUAGUAAAAAAUUGCUAUUUAAAAAACAUGAUUUUAGUGAUGACGAGGUCUGUUUGUAACCAGAAACACGAGUCUGGUUUAGGGAGAAGUUUGGCUUUGAGACCUUGCGAGAAGUGAGUUGUUACACUUGUUGCUUCAUCUAGAUUAUCAGAAUCCGUUAAAUGUUCAUCCAAGACUUUGGAGAUUAAUUCUUGCGGCAGUUUCUCUACGUAAAAACUCCAAACUCCUCUCCUCAACUAUAACUCGCAUGUUUCCGGUGACAAUAAGGAUUUUACUCUGUAACAGAACGUUCUCUCACAAUGUUGUCAAACACUUUGAGCAACAACCUCGACCUGUUGGUGACAAACAUGAGGGAUUUUAGUGGACGAAACUUUGGAUUACGUAGCAGCUCUGUCCAUCUGCGCGUGAUCCUCUUCUCUUUAACACAUGAAAUAGUUUUGAGGGAAAUUCAAAACCUUUUUUUUUUUGUAAGGAUCUCUGGCACUUAAUAUCUUAAACAAGAAUAUAUAACAUGUAGAUGUGACAGAUCUACAUUAAUGCUACACAGAAUCAACAUUACAACAAAGUGAAAACUAGUUAAAUAUGAGUUUUGGAAAAUAAAAGAUAAUUUGUUCAGGUUAGAGUGAUAAAUGUUUCUGUCUGCAGCUGGUUCUGUUUGAACCAGCACAUGUUGCACAUUAGAGUCUCUUACAUGUUCAGGACACAUUUCAACCCAGUCCAGUGAAAAAUAAGCACUUUGUCAAGAAUGACUUAACUCAGCUCUGAUAGGCCAAAUUCAAAAAUAGAAUCAGAGCUUAUAAAAGUAUUUGGAGUUCAGCUGUAGGGUUUGUUCAGGUCCUGUGAAUUUAAUAGAAGUGUUUUCAUACAUUAAUUUUAGAAAAUCCAUCACAUGAACUGAGAAAAGUCCUGAAUUCUGUGUGAGUCGGCAUCAAAAUGACCCGAAAAGUGAGACUUUGUGACUAAACUGCACAUUCACUCAGUGCACCAGCAACAGGUGUUUGAUUUUGAUAUGAUGUGAGGAACCAGGUGACCGUGUGGUCCUGCAGUAGUGUUUUUAUAAAGAGAUCAUAUUUGCACUCAUCUAAUAACUCGGCCAUUCAGGGCAUUGAGUGCCCCCUAGUGUUUUAAUAACGUCAAAGAGUUAUUUUUAAUACUGCGUCUGGGAGGAUGUGGAGCAGAUGUCUCCCUCAGCUAUGCAACGACCUGUUGAACAGGUGCAUCUUGUACAUUAUGCAGUGCAACACGGCGUGCAGGUUUAUUUUGCCGUGUUCACAACGUGGGGAUCAAAUUUGCUAUAAAAUCACAAUAUUACAUGUGUCCAGUGUCCACAGUGUGUGUGUGUGUGUGUGUGUGUGUGUGUGUGUGUG
Messenger RNA from Acanthopagrus latus (yellowfin seabream), 6184 nucleotides. RefSeq names its product CREB regulated transcription coactivator 3 (gene crtc3). Gene Ontology annotation, cellular component: nucleus; cytoplasm. Gene Ontology annotation, molecular function: cAMP response element binding protein binding. NCBI's taxonomy places the organism in Eukaryota, Metazoa, Chordata, Actinopteri, Spariformes, Sparidae. The transcript is spliced from 16 exons. Gene Ontology annotation, biological process: protein homotetramerization; positive regulation of transcription by RNA polymerase II. Bases 1186 to 3192 code for a protein of 668 amino acids. The record is from RefSeq and is a predicted model, not a curated record.